Aureobasidium melanogenum CBS 110374 is the source of this 546-nucleotide messenger RNA. RefSeq lists its product as uncharacterized. The record is from RefSeq and is a predicted model, not a curated record. NCBI's taxonomy places the organism in Eukaryota, Fungi, Ascomycota, Dothideomycetes, Dothideales, Saccotheciaceae. The transcript has a single exon. The coding region runs from base 1 to 546 and encodes 181 amino acids.
AUGGAAUCUAGAGAACCAAACAAGAGGGCCGAGUUCGGUCUAACACCUCAGCAAGAUCAGCUCCUGGCCCUGACAACACUCAUCUCCACGAUAUCGCUCGCGACACUGGACAUCAAAGCCGGCGGACAAAUGCUAGGUGCUAGCAAUUCUGCACUCGCGAACGCACUGCCUCCUCGUGUAGACGUCUCGCUACCCAAGACACCAGCCUUGGUUGAAGGUAUCUCACGCUCUUACCUUCGAGGAGCUACGGCAUGUGCAUUCUUUUACCUUGCAUACAAGGACUAUCGGACUACACAGCUUCGCCAGCAGAGUUCAGAAGAUGAGGAUGCCUCGUCUUGGAGAUGGAAGGCAUGGGCUGCUUGUGGUGCUGCAGGUGUGCUGGCGCAAAGCCUUGGUCCGAUGCCUGGCGGUGCAUGGGAAAGGCUUCAUAAGCCUGAUAGCAGUGUCAAAGGGCAAGCUCAGAGACUGGGGAUGCUGACUAUGGUGAAAGGAGGGAUUUUGAUGGCUACAGUGCCGUUCUGCUUAAGCGCUUGGAGGUCUCUAUGA